AAUUUCGUCUGUCAUCCUUCUCCUGCUGCUUUUAAUAUUUCUCUUAGCUUUUUCCUAGUUCGUGUUCCUGCAAAUUCCUCUCCUCUCAAGGUUUUCUUUCUCGGGGAAAUUUGAUUCAGAGAUGGCCGGUAGGGGGAAAACCCUAGGAUCUGGUGCCGCGAAGAAGGCGACCUCCAGGAGCAGCAAGGCUGGUUUGCAGUUCCCCGUCGGCCGUAUCGCCAGGUUCUUGAAGGCCGGCAAGUAUGCCGAGCGUGUUGGUGCCGGUGCCCCUGUCUACCUCGCCGCCGUUCUCGAAUACCUUGCCGCUGAGGUGCUUGAAUUGGCUGGAAACGCAGCAAGAGACAACAAGAAGACCAGAAUUGUUCCCCGCCACAUCCAGCUUGCGGUGAGAAACGACGAGGAAUUGAGCAAGCUUCUCGGAGACGUGACAAUUGCCAACGGUGGUGUGAUGCCCAACAUCCACAACCUUCUCCUCCCAAAGAAGGCUGGCGGGUCUGGAUCCAAGGCUUCUGCCGACGACGAGAGCUAAACCUGUCAAGAAGAUGAGGAAUCUUUUUCUUCAUCAACGGGAAUUCCAAAUUAGGGGGUUAAAGUUUGGUUUUUUGUUUUUGGCUUGUGUUCGCAAUUAUGAUAGUAGGAGGAAAGUCGCUAUCUUUAGUAGUUGUGGGGUUUAUGUUGAAUUAGUAGGGCAGGGUGUUGGAUUAGGUCUUAGGCGAGAAUGGUAGAGAAGUUAGUCUGUAAUUGAUUUGUGCUUUCUUCUACCUAAUUUUCUCUCUUUUCACUCAACAGCUUUUCUGCAGCUGCUUAUAUUGUAAAUUCACUGUUUUAGCUAGUUUGAGCUGCCUUGUUUCAAUCUUGUGCUCUGCUUCCCACUACCUUCCUUUUUCUUCUUAAAAAAUCCCCUUUAAGUUCUUUACUUCAUUGCAAUCAGAGCUGGAUGGUACUUCGCUUAUAAGUAGUUGGCUGGUUUAUGUUCAAUUGCAAUUUGCAACUGUAUUUUGCCCGGACAGAGAUGGGAAACUUCAUUUUAUGGGAG
This is a messenger RNA of Linum tenue, 1036 nucleotides long. The record is from the annotation of a GenBank genome assembly. Lineage: Eukaryota; Viridiplantae; Streptophyta; Magnoliopsida; Malpighiales; Linaceae.